Aspergillus ochraceoroseus IBT 24754 is the source of this 2990-nucleotide messenger RNA. Its product is annotated as MCM DNA helicase complex subunit MCM3. NCBI's taxonomy places the organism in Eukaryota, Fungi, Ascomycota, Eurotiomycetes, Eurotiales, Aspergillaceae. The record is from RefSeq and is a predicted model, not a curated record. Gene Ontology annotation, cellular component: nucleus; MCM complex. The transcript is spliced from 7 exons. Gene Ontology annotation, biological process: double-strand break repair via break-induced replication; DNA strand elongation involved in DNA replication; mitotic DNA replication initiation. The coding region runs from base 1 to 2661 and encodes 886 amino acids. Gene Ontology annotation, molecular function: ATP binding; single-stranded DNA helicase activity; single-stranded DNA binding.
AUGGAUGGAGCGCAACUCCACGAUGAGGUCGUUCAAGAUCGAGUGCGAGCUGCUGUUGAGUUCCUUGAUCCGCGUAAGUAUCAAAUCGAUAUAUAUGACUGUCACUACCGGGCCGAUAUUGUGUUGAUGCUAAACCGGAAACAACGUCGAUUGAUAGUUAGCAUUGAUGAAAUUCGAGCACACAACCGUGAAUUGGCAGACGGUCUUCUCACAUCUCCUUUUGACUACACACAAGCCUUCGAUCGAGCUUUGAAAGACGUCAUCAAGACAUUGAACAGACCGGCCAGCGAAACGGCAGAUGAUGUGAACUAUUAUUGCGCCUAUGUUGGAGCCUUUGGAGAAUUUUCAUGCAACCCCAGAACCCUCGGAUCCUCCCAUUUGAAUCGGAUGAUCUCCCUCGAGGGAAUCGUCACGAAAUGUUCCUUGGUUCGACCAAAAGUGAUCCAGAGUGUCCAUUACAACGAGAGAAAAGACAGAUUCUUAUCAAGGAGAUAUCGGGAUCAGACUAUGACAGCCAAUGGGGUAACAAAUUUGAACGUCUACCCACAAGAAGACGAGGAAAAGAACCCGCUUAUCACGGAGUACGGUUACUCUACGUAUAUGGAUCAUCAAACUAUUUCCAUUCAAGAAAUGCCCGAACGGGCCCCAGCGGGCCAGUUGCCCCGAAGUGUGGAUGUUAUUGUGGACGAUGAUUUGGUUGACCGCGCAAAACCAGGAGACAGAAUCCAGCUGGUGGGAAUAUACCGUUCCUUGGGAAAUCGAAAUGCGAACUCUGGAUCUUCUACGUUCCGAACGCUUGUGAUGGCAAACAACAUUAUUCAGUUGUCCUCAAAGUCAGGUGGAGGUAUUGCACAGGCUACUAUUACUGACACCGAUAUUCGAAACAUCAAUAAAGUCUCCAAGAAGAAGGGGGUUUUCGAAUUGCUGUCUCAUUCGCUUGCUCCCAGUAUCUAUGGUCAUGAUUACAUUAAGAAGGCCAUAUUACUCAUGCUUCUUGGCGGUAUGGAGAAGAACCUUGAUAACGGUACACACUUGCGUGGUGAUAUCAAUAUUCUCAUGGUUGGUGAUCCUUCAACUGCCAAAUCUCAGAUGCUACGCUUUGUUUUGAAUACUGCUCCACUCGCUAUUGCAACAACCGGCCGAGGCUCCUCUGGAGUGGGUCUCACGGCUGCUGUUACAUCUGACAAGGAGACCGGUGAGCGCAGGCUUGAGGCUGGUGCUAUGGUCUUGGGUGAUAGAGGUGUGGUCUGUAUUGAUGAAUUCGAUAAGAUGAGUGAUGUGGAUCGAGUUGCUAUACACGAAGUUAUGGAACAGCAAACAGUCACAAUCGCAAAAGCUGGUAUUCACACUAGCUUAAAUGCUCGCUGCAGUGUUUUGGCCGCUGCUAACCCGAUAUAUGGGCAAUACGAUCCUCAUAAAGACCCUCACAAGAAUAUUGCGUUGCCUGAUUCUCUUCUAUCGCGUUUUGAUUUACUCUUUGUCGUUACAGACGAUAUUGAGGACGCCAAGGACAGAAUGGUUUCGGAGCACGUUUUGCGCAUGCACAGAUAUCGCCAGCCUGGCACAGAGGAAGGUGCCCCUGUACGGGAGCAGCUCACCCAAACUCUAGGCGUCGGCAUUGACGACAACGAGGAUGCCAACCAACCUACCGAAGUUUAUGAGAAGUUCAAUUCUAUGCUCCAUGCUGGUAUGGCCAAUAUGAGCCGGGGUAGGGGAAAGAACAUCGAGAUUCUGAGCAUCCCCUUUAUUAAAAAAUAUAUUCAAUACGCCAAGUCGAGAGUGAAGCCUGUUUUGACCAAGGGGGCUGCUGAUCACAUUAUUGCGACAUACUCGGCACUCAGAAACGAUGAUCUAUCAGCAAAUCAGCGACGCACAUCACCAAUUACUGCUCGUACCCUGGAGACAUUGAUUCGCCUGUCUACCGCUCACGCAAAAUCCCGUCUUUCUAGCCGAGUUGAGGAACGUGAUGCUAAAGUGGCAGAAUCCAUCUUGCGGUUUGCUAUGUUCAAAGAAAUCCUUGAGGACGAACGCCGCAAGAGGAGAAAGGUUACCGCAUUCGAUGAAGACUCUGAUACGAGUGGUUCUGACUCAGAUGGCGAUGAUGAUAACACCCCCGCAACUACCUCCGCAACUCCUCGCUCUACCAGACGCGGCGGCAUCCUGCGAACUCGCGCGGCAGCCUCCCACUCUACCGCUGACGAUGUUGAAAUGGAUGCAGAAGCGGACAGUGUCUCUGAUGACGGAGAUGAUCUAUACAGCGCCAGCCCCCGUGGACAGCGGAUGCAAUCUAGCCAGUCUCGGAUGUCGGUUGCUUCUUCUCGACCUGCCUCGCAGCUGGUUCAGUCACAGUCACAGAUAGAUACAUCCCAAUCCCAAGGCGCGUCUAGCGCACCUGCCUCUUCCCAGCCAAUCCACCCUGCUCGUCUAACGAUCUUCCGCCAAGCCCUGGGUCCGUUGAUGGGCACCAGGCUUUUUGCUAAUAGCGAUACUGUCGACGUUGAGGAACUUAUCGGAGCAGUAAACACCGCCGUGCGCACUUCCAGGUCACUUGGAGAAUCCCAUGUCUUCCAGCGAUCAGAGGCAAUCCAGGCUCUAAAGGCCAUGAACGAGAGAAAUGAAUUGAUGUUCCUUGAAGAAGACGAAACCGUAUACAGAAUCUAAAUGAAACGAGCGACUAUUGACGAGGGCUAGAGCAUUACUUAUCCACAUACCUACUUACCUACUUAUCUAUCUAUUUCUUGACCUAUAUUUCCUACAUUCUUCUCUCCCUUUGUCCCUUUCUCUACCUACCUAUGUAAUGCAGUUUGACGAAUACGGACGGAAAUACAUUCUUUCAUUUUCCUUACACUUUCUGUGCCUGCCUGCUUGCUUGUUUUGUCAUAAAUCAUCCCUGGCGUUUUCAGGUUGCUACAAACAAUAACCAUACUAAAUACCUAGAAUAUGGAUCAAGAAGAUGAAGAUUGAGCAUGCAAGGGGUUGACUUGGUGUAC